Messenger RNA from Harpia harpyja (harpy eagle), 3394 nucleotides. RefSeq names its product polypyrimidine tract binding protein 2 (gene PTBP2). The coding region runs from base 76 to 1920 and encodes 614 amino acids. The record is from RefSeq and is a predicted model, not a curated record. Lineage: Eukaryota; Metazoa; Chordata; Aves; Accipitriformes; Accipitridae. The transcript is spliced from 11 exons. Gene Ontology annotation, biological process: mRNA processing; regulation of RNA splicing. Gene Ontology annotation, cellular component: nucleus. Gene Ontology annotation, molecular function: mRNA binding.
ACAAGGUUGGGUCCUCUGAGGGGACGGGGCGCACGGGGGUGCCCGGGCCUGGCGCUGCCUCUCUGAACGUUUUUCAUGACGAGAAGGGACAGGCUCCCGGCGCCGGGAAGUUCUGGCACCGAGCACGGAAAGUCUCUCCGCGCAACAACCGCGGUCCGGCGGGCCAGCUGCGGCCCCGGGCGGGGCGGCAGACACAGCCCGAGGACUGAGGGGCCCCCGGAGCGGGCCUGCCCCCACCGCCCCCGGCGGCCUCGGACGCUCUUCCCGGGCAGGACCGUGAGCCGCGCUCCUCCGAGGCGACCUCUCUCCCUCACGCACGCACAAACGCUCCCGAAGCGGUGCGUUGAGGGCGGGAGAGGCGGGAAUCCCCCGCCUCGCCGCGCGGCGGGUCCCGGGCGCGGGGUGGUGAGGAACCCGCUGCCGCGCCCCGCUUCCCGCCCCAGGCGGGGCAGGCCGGCGGCGCCUCGCGAGUCUGCUCGGCCCGGGCAGCUGAUGGCAGAAACUUCAGCGGCGCCGACGGCGCAUGCCCGCGCGGCUGGCGCAUGCUCUGUAGCGGCGAGGGACGAGGAGCGGAAUCCGGCACUCGGCAACGUUCGGCGGUUUUCGUGCAGGCCGGGCAGCCAUUUUCUCACAGCCUCCUUGUACGCGUCGCCUGCGCGGCUGUCUGUCCCGCUUGUCCGCGCUUUGUCCUGCUCGGCGAUGGACGGCAUUGUCACUGAUGUUGCAGUUGGUGUGAAGCGGGCCCAAGCUGUUCUUCAGGCAGUGACGGCUGUGCAGGCAACAAAUGCUCCCAUUAGCGGGACCACUGUUAGUGAGAGUGCAGUGACUCCAGCUCAGAGUCCAGUACUUAGAAUAAUUAUUGACAAUAUGUACUAUCCGGUAACCUUGGAUGUUCUUCAUCAGAUAUUCUCUAAAUUUGGUGCUGUAUUGAAGAUAAUCACAUUCACAAAGAAUAACCAGUUUCAAGCUUUACUGCAGUAUGGCGAUCCAGUAAACGCACAGCAAGCAAAGCUAGCCUUAGAUGGUCAAAAUAUUUACAAUGCUUGCUGUACCCUACGGAUUGAUUUUUCCAAAUUGGUGAAUUUGAAUGUCAAGUACAACAACGAUAAAAGCAGGGACUACACUCGUCCUGAUCUUCCAUCUGGUGAUGGACAGCCAGCGCUGGACCCAGCCAUUGCUGCGGCAUUUGCAAAGGAGACGUCUCUUCUAGGGCUUCCUGUUGCAGCUGUUCCAGGAGCUCUGAGUCCUUUGGCUAUUCCAAAUGCUGCUGCUGCAGCUGCAGCUGCUGCUGCUGGCCGUGUGGGAAUGCCUGGAGUUUCAGCUGGUGGCAAUACAGUCCUCCUGGUUAGCAAUUUAAAUGAAGAGAUGGUUACGCCCCAAAGUCUGUUUACCCUCUUCGGUGUUUAUGGCGAUGUGCAGCGUGUGAAGAUUUUAUACAAUAAGAAAGACAGUGCUCUUAUACAGAUGGCUGAUGGAAACCAGUCACAGCUGGCCAUGAGCCAUCUUAAUGGACAAAAAAUGUAUGGAAAGAUUAUUCGGGUUACCCUUUCUAAGCAUCAGACAGUACAACUACCUCGAGAGGGACUUGAUGACCAAGGGCUGACUAAGGAUUUUGGCAAUUCACCUUUGCAUCGCUUCAAGAAACCUGGUUCAAAAAACUUUCAAAAUAUAUUCCCUCCUUCUGCAACACUUCAUCUGUCCAAUAUUCCACCGUCAGUAGCAGAAGAGGAUCUACGCACAUUGUUUGCUAACACUGGAGGCACUGUGAAAGCAUUUAAAUUUUUUCAAAGAGAUCACAAGAUGGCACUUCUUCAGAUGUCAACAGUAGAAGAAGCUAUUCAGGCUUUGAUUGAUCUUCACAAUUACAAUCUGGGAGAAAAUCACCAUCUGAGAGUUUCUUUCUCUAAGUCAACUAUUUAAAAAGGCAGAUUGAAAAUGAGGGUGUAUUGCAUUGUUUGGUGUUGUCACCUAUUGACUGUUCAGGAAAGUGGGGACCAGAGUUUGUCUUCUGUUGUCUUUUUUUUUUUUUUUUUUUUUUUUUCCCCAUGCUGUUAUCAUUCCUUGGUUGUUUUAAAAAAUAAAAAAUAUACAAAAAUUUAAAAAGCAGUGAUACUAACUGCUGUUGUUCAACUGUUGUUUGGAUAAACCAUCAUUUUGUUUAAAAGACUUCAAGUUAAUACCACAGUUUUUCAACUUAGUUGACGUACGUGCCUUAAAAAGGAAAACUAGUACUGCUGGAAUUGCAUAACUAGUAAAAAGCAAAUUUGGUUGUCUGGGGCACAUUGUUACAUGAUAAUUUAAAUAUGUUUAGGCAGGGGUGUGUAAAAAGGUUAAGCUUUUGUUUCUCCUGCUUGAUAGAUUUCUUUAUCUUCUAGCUUUUCACUUACUUUUCUUUUUAAUUGGAUAAGAUGCAUUAUGCUGAAAGAGUAAAAUGACAUUAUUUGAUUUCCGUUACUUUUUGCUUUGUGCUCUUUUUUUCAAAAGGCCUUUUGUAUUUCAUGGUUCUGGUCUAGAUUCAGUUAUGAAUGUAGGCAUUAGUUAAAAUUAACAAGGUACAGAAUAUUAAUUUCUUAAAGGACAAAAAGUGACUUCUGUGACUUUGAGCCCUACGUGAAAAGCAUUGUGGAAUCUUAACCUUUUUGUACACACUCUUGUGGGAUGUAUCAUAUAAAUGUCAGCACUAAGUAAUGUCUUGUUUGUGGCUGAAUAUUUUUCGUAGAUGUUUGGAGUUGACAUGACUUAUGUGCAUUUCAAUAUAUAUUGCCAUCUUUAGUUUGUAAUUAAGAUAUGGAAUAUGGUUGUGGAUUUCUGAGCAUGUACAGACUGGUCAAGCUAGUUCAGGAAAUGGUGCAUGUAUUUUUCAAUGAUGAAGAAAGUUUGCUGCAAAUGCUUGCAGGAAAUCUUGUGGCAGUUUUCUAAAACUGACAACCAGGUGGGACCAAAGUUUAUGUGCCUUUAGUCUUAAUUUACCUUGCAUUGUAAUAUUCAGUUUUAAUAAAUCUCUUCAAAAUAUUUUGUAUUUAGAAAUUGAUCUGACUUUACUAUAAACAUGGCUCAGAAUCUACAGAUCCAGUUAAUUUGAAAGCAGUUCUAUGUCAGUCUGAACUGUUACCUUGAUUCUGUUUAAAUGACCAAUACUUUUUGAAAUUGAUGUACUUAGUUUCAAGAUUCAUAGAUUCUGUUAUCUAUGUAGAAAAAAAAAAGGUCAUGUAUAUUUUCUAUUAGUUGAGUUUUUACAUCUUUAGAAUUGUAAAAUUCAGUAUAGUUUGAAAGUGGCACAAUUAAAAAUUAAUUUUCUAACAAAGUUGGGAGGUUUGACGGUUGUUUAAUUUCAUUUUGUGUGUACUCUGCUUACCUCUGUAGCAUGCUCAAUAAACACUUCUGUAGCUCUGUA